Panicum hallii is the source of this 698-nucleotide messenger RNA. Its product is annotated as small nuclear ribonucleoprotein E-like. The record is from RefSeq and is a predicted model, not a curated record. Gene Ontology annotation, molecular function: RNA binding. Lineage: Eukaryota; Viridiplantae; Streptophyta; Magnoliopsida; Poales; Poaceae. Gene Ontology annotation, cellular component: precatalytic spliceosome; U2 snRNP; U4/U6 x U5 tri-snRNP complex. Gene Ontology annotation, biological process: spliceosomal snRNP assembly; mRNA splicing, via spliceosome. Bases 160 to 426 code for a protein of 88 amino acids. The transcript is spliced from 5 exons.
GCAACUCCUCCCUUCUAUGUCUGCCGUCACGACCCACGACGAGCUUGGCCUCCGAACCGCAAACCCCUCCCUGCCUGAGCCUCCCUCCGCUAGGGUUUUACCCCGCCAUCUCGUGUGGACCAAGCAGCGCGCGGCGCAAGGAGGAGGAGCGCGCCCGCCAUGGCGUCGACCAAGGUGCAGCGGAUUAUGACCCAGCCCAUCAACCUCAUCUUCCGCUUCCUCCAGAGCAAGGCGCGCAUCCAGAUCUGGCUCUUCGAGCAGAAGGACCUGCGGAUUGAAGGGAGGAUCAUCGGAUUUGAUGAAUACAUGAAUUUGGUAUUGGAUGAUGCAGAGGAGAUCAACGUCAAGAAAAGCACCAGGAAAUCUUUGGGCCGCAUCCUCUUAAAAGGAGACAAUAUCACGCUAAUGAUGAACACGGGGAAGUAGCGUCGGUUCCCAGCGACAGCGCGUCUGAUUGCAAGGACCAGUAGUUAUCUUGGAAUGUGAAUUUGAGGCUGUAGUGGAUUUAUCCUUCUCCUUUGUGCUCAUCUAAACCAAGACAUUGAUCAAUCUUUGCAUCAGGUUUUGGGUGGCUUUGUUAGUCUGCAAGGUAUCAGGCGUUCUAUUGCUUCAAGCCAUCCCGCUUCAACUUUAGCAAGAAACAUGUUGAUCAAAAUAUUCGUGUUCACGGCAGCAGGAAAUAAAAUAUAUAUUUUUCA